AUGGACUUUGGCGUUCGGGAUGCCCUGAUAUGGGGCACACGGAACGGUGCAGAGGCCGUCGGGCUCAGUGACAAGAUUGGCACGUUGACUCCUGGGAAGCGUGCUGAUAGUGUCGUCAUCAUGAGUGAACGCGCGCUCAGCGAAUCAGCGAAUCCUUUGGGAACUGCUAUGCUUCACUCUACUCCCGCUGAUGUUGACUUUGUCAUGGUGGAUGGAAAGAUCUUGGAGCGAGACGGCAAGUUGAUGGGUGUUGGUGUCGACUCCAUCCGAGCGAAGGCGAAAGAAGGGUUGCGGCGGAUCCAGGAGAUCCUCAGGCGUGUGCGUCCAGAAAUCAGCUUGGAAGAAAAGGCCCAUCGUGCCAAUGUUGCGAAUGCCUACGCUUAG
Molecule: messenger RNA, 384 nt
Organism: Colletotrichum lupini
Lineage: Eukaryota; Fungi; Ascomycota; Sordariomycetes; Glomerellales; Glomerellaceae
Exons: 1
Coding region: 1-384 (127 amino acids)
Molecular function (GO): hydrolase activity, acting on carbon-nitrogen (but not peptide) bonds
Source: RefSeq, a predicted model, not a curated record